Vigna angularis (adzuki bean) is the source of this 923-nucleotide messenger RNA. RefSeq names its product leghemoglobin C2. The record is from RefSeq and is a predicted model, not a curated record. The coding region runs from base 329 to 769 and encodes 146 amino acids. NCBI's taxonomy places the organism in Eukaryota, Viridiplantae, Streptophyta, Magnoliopsida, Fabales, Fabaceae. The transcript is spliced from 4 exons. Gene Ontology annotation, molecular function: heme binding; oxygen binding.
CUUCUUUUUUGUUUAAUAAUUACCUUUACGUCAAAGCAGAAAGGAAAAAUAAAUUAAACAUUUAAAAAAUUCACAUUUGAAUUCCGUACUUACUUUGACUACUUUCAAAGUGAGAUUUUGACGACAUUUCUGAAAAGUUCACAGUCUCCUCCUCAUAAUUUGGAUCGACAAGUUCCACAUUCCACAACACAAGGCAAGAGAAUUCAAUUACAAUCACAAAUAAAAGCAAGUUUUCGUUUCUCUCACUCUCCAAACCAUCUAUAUAUAAACACUUAUUGGAGUGAAAUUAUUGAACUGAACAACAGAAAACAAAUACAGAUAAAGAAAUAUGGGCGCUUUCACUGAGCAACAAGAGGAAUUGGUUAAUAGCUCAUGGGAGGCAUUCAAGGGAAACCUUUCUCAAAAUAGUGUUACGUUCUUCAAAUUGGUAUUGGAGAAGGAACCAGGAGCAAAGGACUUGUUCUCAUUUCUAGCCAAUGGAGUAGAUCCCAAUAAUCCUAAGAUGGCUGCCCAUGCUGAAAAGCUUUUUGGAACGGUGCGAGACGCAGCUGUUCAACUUAAAACAAAGGGAGAAGUGGUGGCCGAAGCCAAACUUGGUUCUGUCCAUAUUGAAAAAAAAGUCACCGAUCCUCAAUUUGCGGUGAUUAAAGAAGCACUGCUGAAAACAAUAAAGGAAGCAGUUGGAGACAAAUGGAACCAAGAACUGAACGAUGCAUGGGAACAAGCCUAUAAUGCUAUGGCAGCAGCAAUUAAGAAGGCAAUGGCUUAGGAUCUAUUCAUAUGAAGUCUAAUCAAUAAUCUUUGUUUCGCUCAAAUUUUUUAUUAAUUUCUUCAUAUAAAUGUCAGUUAUAUCAAGUAGAAUAUUUUGUAUUUGGAUAAACAUUCUUCAUUUUUUUUUGCUCAGGCUUACGUCUGUGAAUCAC